Messenger RNA from Dalotia coriaria, 835 nucleotides. RefSeq lists its product as uncharacterized. The transcript is spliced from 2 exons. Bases 109 to 795 code for a protein of 228 amino acids. NCBI's taxonomy places the organism in Eukaryota, Metazoa, Arthropoda, Insecta, Coleoptera, Staphylinidae. The record is from RefSeq and is a predicted model, not a curated record.
AUUAUUUGAUAUCAAAAUGUAUAAAUACAAACACUUCUCGUAUUUCUUACAUAGUAAUAUUUUACUACGAUCAACUUCACUCCGAACGACUUUACAAACUUUUUCAAGAUGGUGUUCAAAUUCGUUUUUUGCGUUUUGCUUGCAAUUCAGCUAAUCAAUGCAGCUGAAGUCAAAUCGUAUGACAAUAAAGAUACUCUGGUUGAACUUGAAGAGAGAAUUAUGCACAUUGGAUCCACGAGUGUAAGAAAAGGCGAAGACUUCAAAAUUUCUUUCCAUGCCGAUAUUGGCGAAAUUCGAGAAAUUGGCGUGCUAGUCGGUGGAAAUGCCCUGCAAUCUUACGAAAUUUAUAAAAAUAAAACUAUCAAUGACAAUGGCGAAUGGGCACGUGAAUGUUUCGAUACUCCGCAAAUUCUACGCGACCUGAAGUCAUCAGGAAAAGAACUCCUGAAUGAUUUCGAGAGGUGUAUUGCUAAUGCAACUUAUCAAGUUGAUAGCAUUGCUUUCCAAGGCAUCAAGAUUAAUCAGGCUGCUCACGACCAAGUUAACCAUUGGGAUGAUGAAUAUUAUAAAUGUGGUGAUGAUGUCAAAUGUCAAGAUGGCGUUCUGGAUACACUCAAAGGUCUGGCAGAGAAAGUCAGUGGGGAAUUGAGUCAACUCGAAGCAGAUAUUCAAUAUUUUAAUAAUCAGGGCAGUGAAGGAAUGGAAGAAUGUGAAGUGAACGCUUUUAAUGAUUUGGGCGAAACUUUUACGGGUAUUCAGGAUGCUGUGGAGGCCUGUUUAUCUGCACAUCAGUAAUUGAUUGAUUAAAUUGAUUAAUAAAUGAUUACUAAAUGAA